Messenger RNA from Peniophora sp. CBMAI 1063, 768 nucleotides. NCBI's taxonomy places the organism in Eukaryota, Fungi, Basidiomycota, Agaricomycetes, Russulales, Peniophoraceae. The record is from the annotation of a GenBank genome assembly.
AUGAGUAUCUCUGAUAGCGAGUUCUCUGUGACCGUGGCAAGCACGCCGAUGUCAUCUUUCUCCACGCUAUCGAGCUCCCCGGUACGUUCGGUGGCGCGGCGCCAUAACUCGCGCUUCAGCGUACAGAUCGUCGUAUUUGAGGCGGGCGGGGUCAUAUUCGAGGUGCCACGUUAUGGCGUUCCUCAGUCGCCACCCAUUACGGCCUUUGAGGCGAGGUUUCCGUGUCCCCGCGAGGAGCAAAGCGCCCCUGGGAGCAGCAUCGACAACCCCAUACUGGUCGAUGGCGUUUCCGAGUCCGAUUUCUGUAGUCUCCUGACAGCGAUAUACCCACCCCCGGGUCAAACCGCGCUGCUCGAAUUGGCUCCUGAAGAAUGGACUACUGUCUUCAGGAUUGCGAAGAUGUUCAACCUAGAGCUCCUACGAGAGGCUGCUUUCAAACGCGUAGACGAAGCUGUCAAGUCCAAGCCGUCCAUUGAGAAGAUCGCGAUUGGCAGACAACUGAAUGAAGUCGAGUGGAUUCGAACCGGAUCCAGAGAACUAGCAGUUCGAAACAGGACUCUCACCCAGGAGGAAAGGGAUUCACUCGCUACGAACACAUAUGUGCGUCUCCUGGAGCUCAGGGAUCACCUGAACGACCUAGGCUUGGGGAUCAGUGGCAAGAUCGUCACGUCGACCUUCGCGACCAGGAAGCUAGGGCAUCUCACAGACGACGUGCUCGUACAGUUCCUCGGUGACGAGGUCUCUGAUCCCGGAACUUCUUCGUCUUGA